UUCGAUGGCCGGUUCAGCACCUUGAACCAAACCGAUUUCGCUGCCAAACCCAACCAGUUCUCCAUACAAUUUUACAAAUUUUGGUUUUUCCCUUUCAGAAAAAAAUCCAGGGAUCCUUCAUAUUCGGCGGUUAUAUUCACGACACUCGUUCAUACAGUCCUUUUAAUCGUCAUCAAGGGACUGAUUCUUUAUUGAUCAGUAUGGGGCCAAAAAAGGGUGGCCAGCAGGCGGCCGGAAAGAGAAAGGGCGCGUCUUCAAAUGCGGCAGGGAAUGAUCAUGAUGCCGAGCAAGAUGAGCGUCUACAAGCGAUCGUUCUCAGUGAUUCAUACCAGACCCGAUUUCGGCCUCUCACUCUCGAAAAGCCUCGGUGUCUUCUUUCUCUAUGCAACACCCCAUUGAUCGAAUAUACUUUCGAGUUUCUGGCUUUGGCCGGCGUGAGCGAGGUCAUUGUCGUGUCGUGUGCACAUGCCGAGCAGAUUCAGGAAUAUAUUGCCAACUCCCGAUGGAGUAGUCCGUCAUCUCCAUUUACAAUCGAGACAGUGCUAAGUCCGGAAUCGAUGUCUGUCGGCGAUGCGAUGCGCGAUCUGGAUGCAAAGGGCUUGAUCACUUCGGAUUUCUUGCUCGUCAGCGGUGACAUCGUCUGCAACGUUCCCUUCGAUCAAGUACUGGCCGAGCACCGACAACGACGCGCAAAGGACAAGAACGCAAUCAUGACGAUGGUUCUGAGAGAAGCUAGUCCGCUGCAUAGAACGCGGGCGCGCGCCGAGUCUGCUAUCUUUGUGCUUGACGAGCAGACGAACCAAUGUCUGCACUACGAAGAAAUCAAGACGCGGAAACAUAUGAAGAAGAUCUCCCUCGAACCUGAGAUCUUCAACAAGCACACCGACCUUGCGAUCCGCAACGACUUUAUCGAUUGUCAUAUCGACAUCUGCUCGCCUGACGUUCCGGCUCUGUUUACGGAGAACUUCGACUACAACCAUAUCCGCAAGGACUUUGUCCAUGGUAUUCUGACUUCAGAUUUGCUGGGCAAGACAAUAUUCGCGCAUGUCGUUACCGAUCACUAUGCAGCUCGUGUGCGAUCUCUGCAGACAUAUGAUGCUGUUAGCAAGGAUGUCAUCUCUAGAUGGACGUACCCUAUCACUCCCGAUAGCAACCUGCUAGCCGACCAGACAUUCCAGUACCAGCGGGGACAUAUCUACAAAGAGGACGACGUCGUACUCGCGCGUUCUUGCCGGAUCAACAGCUGCACGGUUAUCGGUGCCCGCACUGUCGUUGACGACGGCGCAGUUAUUACUGGGAGCGUGAUUGGUCGACGCUGUAAGAUUGGAAAGAACGCCAAAAUAUCGGGCGCCUAUAUCUGGGACGACGUCACGAUCGGAGACAACGCCGUCGUGGACUGCGCGGUUAUCGGCGACGGCGCUAUUAUCGGAGAAUCAAGCCACAUCUCGCCCGGAGCGAUCAUCUCGUACAAUGUCAAGGUUGGGAAGGGCAUCACCGUUGACGGAAACAAGCGGUUAACGCGAACCGAGGGAGACUUUGGUAGAGACACGGACUACGAAGCGGUUGGCACCGACGGAAUCGGAUUUGUCUAUGAAGACGAGUCUGAGGUUGAAGAAGAUGAUGACUAUGAAGAAAUCGUCAACUCGUCUGGUUUGAUCUACAACAUGGCGUCUUUAAAUCAAUCGGAUGCAUCGUUUACGAGCUCUGGAGAAGGUACCACGGCGCGCAAGGCCCGCCGUCGCAGAAUCAGCACUGCCAGUAACAACACCGCCGCCUCUGAAGAAUCAGACGAGGAGAGUUUCAUGCGGGAAGCCCAGGCAAGUGUUGAGCGCGCGAUGACGGAAGAUCAUGACAUUGACAUUGCCGCCCUGGAGUUGGGCACGUUGCGCAUGGCCAAGAACGCUCCGUUCCACGAAGUCCGUGCAGCGACCAUCACAGCUCUCAUCAGCCGUGUGUCGAACUUGAUCAAUAGCAACACCAUGAAGGCGCGCCAGGCAGUCGAGCACGUGCUGAAUCGCUGGGCGAAACUGUUUAGGCGUCAGGUGUUUGAUUUGGCUGAUCAAGUCGACCUCCUUCUGCUCAUUCAGCGAGACUGCACGCGCAGAAUGCAGGGCAGUGCAAUUUUACUGCAUGCCAUCAAUAACCUCUACGAUCAGGACAUCUUGGAGGAGAGCGCGAUCAUGCAGUGGUGGUAUAAGGAGCCUCAGAGCAAGGGGGACGCUGACAUGAUUAAGGUUGGUGAGCUGGUACCUAGAUGGCUCGAAUGGCUUACUACUGCUGAAGAAGAGAGUGAAGAUGAUGACGAUGAAUAGAGAGGCAGGACGGAAAUGAUGGUGGAGCGGAGUGAUAAAAGCUUAAAGCUCUGAUGGUCUUUUUUGUAAUAUACGUAAUAAAAACAGUCAAGAGA
Messenger RNA from Myxozyma melibiosi, 2407 nucleotides. Its product is annotated as translation initiation factor eIF-2B subunit epsilon. NCBI's taxonomy places the organism in Eukaryota, Fungi, Ascomycota, Lipomycetes, Lipomycetales, Lipomycetaceae. The record is from RefSeq and is a predicted model, not a curated record. The transcript is spliced from 4 exons. Gene Ontology annotation, molecular function: translation initiation factor binding; translation initiation factor activity; guanyl-nucleotide exchange factor activity. Gene Ontology annotation, cellular component: eukaryotic translation initiation factor 2B complex. Gene Ontology annotation, biological process: biosynthetic process. The coding region runs from base 201 to 2312 and encodes 703 amino acids.